Messenger RNA from Archocentrus centrarchus (flier cichlid), 2736 nucleotides. RefSeq names its product EF-hand and coiled-coil domain containing 1 (gene efcc1). The coding region runs from base 189 to 2087 and encodes 632 amino acids. Gene Ontology annotation, molecular function: calcium ion binding. The transcript has 8 exons. Lineage: Eukaryota; Metazoa; Chordata; Actinopteri; Cichliformes; Cichlidae. The record is from RefSeq and is a predicted model, not a curated record.
CCGGUUGCGGAUUUUGGGGGCAGUACUAAAUUCAAAUCUGCUCGGGCUAAACACACGCCUCAUUUCAGCUGCGCCACUCUGCCCCAGGUUUCUGUGCAGAGCGAGAGCAGAAAUGCACACGGGAUGCAGCAGAGAGCCACAAAGUAACUUCAGUUCAGUUUGAGGAAAUAUGACUUUGCUCAGUGGAAAUGAUGGACGCGAUAGACACCAUUGAUCCAUACAGCCGACCAGCGCGCAGGACACAAUGGAUAGUCAGCACUCUGGCUUACCAUUACGGACUGGACCGGGGAGUGGAGAACGAAAUUAUAGUUUUGGCCACCGGAUUGGAUCAGUAUCUGCAGGAGAUAUUCCACCACAUGGACUAUCAAGGUGCGGGGAAAAUCCCCGUGGAGGACUUUAACAUUUUGUGUGAAGUUUUGGGACUGAACAAAGACUCGGAGGAUACAGAAUGCGCCGACGUUUUGGACAAUUUACCCAGCGAGCUCACCUUCAGACAGUUCCACGCCAAACUGUGCGGAUACUUCAGCACUAAGGCUGGCUGCCAGUAUGAGAACGGCCGGCUGCUGGUCGGGAUGGACAGCGAGCACAUAGAGACUCAGAUCCGCUUGAGGAGCCCGCUGAAACGCCGAGAGAAGCUGUUGUCUGUGGGAGCGAGCAGCAGCCCCUCUCCUUUCCCGGAGGGGCGGCACGCCUCCGGCUGCAGGCUUGGAUCAUGCACCCGGGAGUGCUACGAGGAGAUCGUGGCCCUGGAGGAAGCGGAGGACCGGAUAACCAAACUGGAAGAUGAGAAUGCGAGUUUGAGGGAGCUGAUCGAGGACAUGCGAGCCGCACUUCAGAGCAGUGAUGCCCGCUGUUUGGCUCUGCGGGUUGGACUGUGGAAAAGCCACUCCAAACACAAAGCAGACGAAGGCUGUUUUGUGGCCCGCCAGAAACAAGCCAUCCAGAAGAAAAUGGCCAACACCAACCUGAAAAGCCUUCAGAACAUAAUCCAUGAAAUAGAACUGCUGCGUAGCUCACGGGAACGACAGGUGGAGGAAGCCAUGCGUUGUAAUCAGAGACUGGAGCAGGAACUGUGGAGCUCUAAAGAGACUGUGGCCGCUUUGGAGGACUGCAACCGGGCUCUGAAGAGGGAGCAGGUGGCUAUGAGGAGGAAGGUGGAGGAGGCCCGGCAGGCACUGCUCAGCGGACUGGGUAAAGUGAAGGAACUGGAAGCAAAGGCAAAUCAUGUGUCUGCACUGCAGAGACACAUCCUUCAGCUGGAGUCAGAGCUCCUCUACUACAGGUCAGAAGUGUCGAAACUACAACUCCCGAGCAGCGCCAGGGCAGAGCAGCAGCUGAGUGUUAGCAGCAGGCCAGGCCAGAGAUGCUGCCUGGAUACCCAGCAUGACCGCUGUUCCCCAACAGGAUGUGCUGUAACCACCCCAGACAAGAUGGAGGAGCAGCUGUUCCGCUCAGUGGAGGGCCAGGCAGCCUCAGACGAAGAGGAGGACAAGUGGACCGGAGAUCAACAGAGGCAGGUGGACGAGGUGAAGAGGAUCUUAGCCAGGCUAUCCUGCUGUGGGGAAAGGUGUGAGGACAAGGCAUUCAAGAAGUUAAUGUCUAAUUUUGGGAGCUCGAGAAGCGAAGAGAGCUGCAGCGCUGUGGUGGAGCUCCUUGAGAGGGUGACCAGGCUGCAUAAGCAGCUGGAGCUGAAGGAGAGCCAGGCAGAGAUAGACAUGGACCAGAUGAAGGACUCGCUGAUGCAGGAGCUGCAGCAGAAGGCUGAGGAGACUGAGCUGCUUCAGAUGGAGCUGCAGAUGCUGGAAACAGAGAGGGUCCGUCUGUCUCUGGUGGAGGAAAAGCUCGUGGACAUCCUGCAGCUCCUCCAGCAGCUCAGAGACCUGAACGUCUCACGGAGGUCUCUCGGGAAAAUCUUGCUCAGCACUCUGGAGUCUUGCAGUGACCCGCAGCAUGGCAAGGCCCAUAUUCUGGAGGUGCUCAACGCUCUCUAUCAUGAACUCACUGCUUGUGAGAUUUUGUCUUCUGGCAGACCUCUGGAAAAGACACACAGUCAGCAGUCUCUCGACGCCCUCAUCAUCUCCUGCUAAACAAGACUGCCUCCUGUUGGCCUCAGAAAACUCAAGCAUCUUUUUGAUGGACACAAAGCUUAACAGUGGUAAAAAAAAUGAAGCUGAUUUUUGUGUAUAGUGUAUUAUAUUGUAGCAUUUAUACUCCUCUUACCCUGUAUCUAUAAAGGGAUGUUAUUCUAGAAUUAUUGUAGCAAAAAGCUUUAUUACAUAUACAUAUGUUUUUUCAAAAGCUUUUAUUGCACAUAAAUUUUCAGGACGUAAAAACUGUUUUUGUUUGAUAUUAACUUUUCCACAACAGACAUGUAAAUGUGAAAAUACUGAAAUAAGCUCAACUUUAACAGGACAUAAAGUACUCAGCCUCUGCUGGUCAACGGGUGAACAACCUCUCUGACAGAACUUUAAAAGUAACCACAUAUAGCCCAGUGCCGUAUGUGAUGCCCUUCUUUUCAGCAUGAAAUGAGAAGGUGAUAGGCUUGCACAAAGUGUGGAGAGGAAUGCAGCCACCGGUGUGUUUUACUAUCUCAGGAGACCAGACAUGCUCUUACUUUGAAGCCCUUGGGAUGCCUUAGUGUUGGGAGAUAACAUGGCAUUAGCCACUUUGUAUCUAACUGUGUUGACAUCGUCAUUUGUGACUAUUAAGUGAUAAAUAAAAAAGCCAUUGCAAAUU